UAGCGUCGCGCGCCUUACCCAUUGUUUACAAGUGCUUCGUUGGUUUGUUUGUUUGUUUUUUUUUUUCCCCUCCCUUUUCCUCCACAACAAGUCAAAUUUUUAGGGUAGACGUUUCGACGAGGAGAGGCAGCAUUAAAAGAGACUGUACACACUUGCGCGCAGGGGACCCGGAACGUGAGUCCCCUUUGGCUUUUUGGAUUAAUAUAUCUCGGCUGCUUCUGCGAAAACAACGUGUAUCAUAAAUACACAACACGCUGAUGCCGUGGCUGUUUACUACCUAAUUGUCGGUGAAAAAAAAGCAAACGCCAACACCCAAGAGGAGAGGGGCUGCCGAAAAAUGACGACACGGGUGGAGAGUAGAUGAGGGACGAUUCGUGGCCAGGAGGGGGCGGAGAUGGCGACGACCUCGACGAUGCCCUGGUACAGCAAUAACCAGAGCCGCGGCAGCAACGCGAGCACCGGUAACCACCACCAUAGACCGGAAACAACCACCUGCCCGCCCACCAACUUUCCCGAGAACUUCAAGGAAUUCUUCAUGGCCCUCAGCGAGGAUCCCGACGACCAACCCAGCAUGCUCGAGGACAAACUCAUACCCAGAAAGGACGGCGACUCGGGGUACGGGGUGAUUGUGAGCAGCAGCAGUAGCAGCAGCAGCAACAGCAGCCACGGCAAAAGUCACUGCCCCACCACCAGCACCACCAAUCACAACAACAGCAGCAGCUUGAGCAACUUGGCCAAGCAACGCUGGCAAAAGCGGGCCUUCCAGCGGCGCAGCAGCGAGAUCGAGGUCCGGUUGAACGGCACGUCCCACGGCCACGGCUGCGAGGCCAAAUCCUCGCCCACGCCCUCGAGGAGGCGCAGCUCCAGCAUCGCCGUCGCCCGACCCACUCCGGACCUCCACAGGUUCCUGCAGGCGGAGGCCGGCCCGUGGGGCCACUUGUCGCCCUCGGCGCGCAGCCCGACCCGCACGCCUACCCUCAGCCCGGCCAUGCCGACCACGCCGCAUCUGAGCCCCGGUGGGACCCCCAGCCCGACCAGUCCCGCGGCGCCCGCGUCGAGACUGCCGCCCCAGCCGAAGCACCGGGGCAGGACGAGCAGCAUGCCCGCCGUGCCCAGGCACAGGCCAAUGCUGGCGGAUACGAGGCGCGGAGCCGUGGGCGGCAACAACGGGAUCGCGGGUAACGGCGACGACGAGACGGAGGACGGGGUCGAGUACUACAGGGUGCGCUCCUUCUCGAUAACCGCCAACGGGGUCUUCAACCUCGGCGACGCCCUCAAGAGCCGGCGCAGCCGCAGCAUCAACAGCGUCACCUCGUCUAACACCAGCUGCAGCAGCGUCCGCGACAUCAAGGACCCCAGGCUGCUCAACUCGGCGUCCCAACUCUCCGAAAUGGAAAACGGCGAGCCAAACGAGCCCUCGGCCGCGUACAAGGUCGGCAUGCUCGGCGCUUCCGGGGUCGGCAAGACGGCCCUCACCGCCCAAUUCUGCACCAGCGAGUACAUCUGCGCUUACGACGCCUCCCUCGAGGUGAGGAUUACCCACUUUUUGCCCGCACAGACCGAGGCGUUCUGCUCGACGUACAACCCGGACGUGUUCGUGAUCGUGUACUCGGUGGUGGACAGGAGCAGCUUCAAACACGCGGAGCAGACCCUCAUGUACCUUUGGAACAAUAACUACAUGGCCAGCCGUGGGGUCAUACUCGUCGGCAACAUGGCCGAUCUCGAGCGCAAACGAGAAGUCUCUACCAUAACCGGUCGGCGCUUGGCGACGACCUUCAACUGCAAAUUCAUCGAGACGUCGUCGGGGAUAGCGCACCACGUGGACGAGCUCCUCGUCGGGAUAAUAGCCCAGAUAAAGUUGAACCCGCAGCGCAACAAGGACCAGUCGAGCCGCCGUCGGCGCCACAAGCAUAGCCACAAGAAGAUCCUCAAGAGCAUACUCGGUGGCUUCCACAGGAAGACCAAGAGCUGCGAAAAUCUCUUCACCAUAUGAGCGAGAGCACCGACAACGCCCACGGUACGCGCAUAUGUUUUUUUUUUUUUUUUCUUUUUUUUCUCCUUCCCUCGUCGCACUUUGUCGCUCUACUUCUGCUGCAUCUUCUGCGGAACAGAGGCAACAUUUUCAACCUUAUUUUUUUAUCGUUACGAAAAGGGUGUUUUAAACACCGAUACGUGUGUGAAAUUAAUUACAUUCAGUACGCUAUUUUAGAUGGAUAAUUGACUAUAUGAUAAUUACGAAACAUUUUCAUCAUUAUUAACAUAAUAUAUGAUUAACCUUUAAGGUUUAUUAUUAUUAAUCACAUGUAUGUCGGUGAUUGAGUGCAUGGGAAUUCGUUUUACUUGUCGGUAAAAUGGAUAUUUUUAUAAAGUAGUUUUUAAUAAGCAUACCCACACAUAUGUAUAUAUAAGGUACCUAAUGCAUAUUAUAAUAUAACUUUUGGGAGUAGACGAAGAAUGAACGGUUUUUUAAUACAUUCACUUGGUUUUUAGUUUGCGGGGAAAAACUGUUUAUUGGGAAUACCCAUGGGAUUAAUACGAUGUAUCAUUAGAAAAUAAUGCUUCUAUUUGUGUAGUAUUUCAUCAUUUUCUAACGAGCUAAUAGAAUACGGUUGUUUUCUGUCACCAGAAAAAAAGUAUAAUCGCACACAUUGAAAGUUAUAGAUGCUGGACGAUAUUUUGACAGUCAUUUUUAUAUUUUAUAGUGUUAGAAAGACUUUUUGUUGUGGUCGAAACUCAAUUUUUUUCACUAUUUAGAUAAAUUAUUUUUUCGUUAUUUAUCUAAAAUUUCUACAAUUUCUCAGAGAAAGGGUGUUCGUAGAAAAAGUAGUAUUUCAACAAGAUCUACAAUUUUUUCUAAAAAAACAAAAAAAAACAAAAAAAAAAAAAAAAAAACUUGUGUAAGACAUCAAUUUGCAGCGUAACCCUCACCACUUACAAACAGAUACAGCAUUUUUUUGCCACCAAUAUUAAACAAUGUGUGAUUGCACUUUUUACUCUGGUAUAAGCCUAUAAGAUGCUUCUGUGUACUGGAUUGAAUUUUUUGUCAUCUAUUUUCUAACGGGGUGACUCAACUGUUUUCAUAGGCUUUGUGAUGGUGCAGGACCAAAAAUCGACUUCUAUGUAAAUGAAAUUAAAAAAAAAAAAGUUCUUGAGGAAACUUUACACCUAUCGUGCGUUUAUUUGCUUCAUUUUCAGCUUCCAGAGUGCGAGAGUAAAAUUUGUUUUGUGGCGAUUCAUCACAUCGUUUUAUGUAUGUGGCGAAAAAAAGAAAAAAAAUUGCCAAGUAACGUGAUGGAAUAUGCAAAAGAUUCAGACAAGGGAACCUGAAGAACUACGAAUAUCUUUCGAGUUUAGCAAUACAUCGAAGUAAAGGUCUAAUUUAAGAGCUCCGGUGUGCACUUUAAGGUGCCCUAGAAAAAAUUAAAAGUAUAUAAAUUAGUCUUAUGUCUAGGUUAAAAAAAAGUUGAAGAAAAGUAAAGAAAGGAACCGUAUGUAUAUUUGUGAGCUUUUUUGUUCAGCGCUACAGAUAAAAUUUGCUCGACAAGGUCUUUUAACUAAGUAAAAAAUUAUACUUUCUACGAAAAUGGUAAUGUAUCAUACUUAUAUAGUAUCAACUUGUAUUUAAUAAGCGAUGAAUAAAUAUAGUCCGUCUCCCAAGUCGCACGUUUUCAGCUAUCAGCGAGUGUAAAAAAAAAAUAUAUUUAUAAAUAUGAACAGUUGUACCACUAAAUCGCGCUAGUUGUAGUGUUGACAAGAGUAUAUCUGAAUAAAAACAUUUUGUAAUAAUUAAAAAGAUUUUUUCAUCCAAAUAAACGAGUAAAUAAACAUAUGAAUACGAA
Copidosoma floridanum is the source of this 3839-nucleotide messenger RNA. RefSeq lists its product as uncharacterized. The record is from RefSeq and is a predicted model, not a curated record. Gene Ontology annotation, molecular function: calcium channel regulator activity; GTP binding; GTPase activity. Gene Ontology annotation, cellular component: plasma membrane. Lineage: Eukaryota; Metazoa; Arthropoda; Insecta; Hymenoptera; Encyrtidae.